Messenger RNA from Penaeus monodon (black tiger shrimp), 648 nucleotides. RefSeq lists its product as uncharacterized. The transcript is spliced from 3 exons. The record is from RefSeq and is a predicted model, not a curated record. Bases 141 to 512 code for a protein of 123 amino acids. NCBI's taxonomy places the organism in Eukaryota, Metazoa, Arthropoda, Malacostraca, Decapoda, Penaeidae.
CUGCGCAGGGCGGCCGCGGCCCUCGCUCCUUCGGGCCAUAAAGGACGCCGUCCUUCGGCCUCGUCGCCAGUCGGGACGUCGGCUCCUCCGAAGGAUUUCCCGAGACGUCGACGCCUCAGGGACGGGAAGACUUCCUGGCGAUGACGUCGCUGAAGGCACUCGUGGCGGCACUCCUGCUGGCGGGGGUCCUCGGCGGCACUCUGGCGGGGGGGGAGGGGAGGAGGAACAGCUGGUGGACGAAGCGGACUCUCAUUGGCUCUCCGAGGUCGCCUCCUCCAGACGCAGGAGAUGACGUCACAGAAGCCAAGGUGGGAGGUAAAGGGCCCCGUCACGUGACCGAAAGUGCCCUUCCCUCGCCUGGCACUUGGCACUCUCUUCGGGCACUGGACUCCUGUUGGCUCUUCGGCGAUGGCACUCUCCCUCAUGAGGCAUACCCAGGUUGUGGCAUCGACGGGCAGUACCAAGGAAAUGAAGAUGAAAAUAUGAAAAAUUUACUUCAAUUUGUUGGUUGAUAGAUUGCAAUAUUUGUAGAGAUUCACGUUUUUUUUUGUUGAUGGACAUUGCAAAGAGAAAUAUUAUUAACUCAAAAAGAUGUAUUUCCUUAUUAAGAUUUUUUUUUCUUUUUGAGUGUCGAAUAUAAUGAAAGUA